This is a messenger RNA of Symbiodinium necroappetens, 1260 nucleotides long. Lineage: Eukaryota; Dinophyceae; Suessiales; Symbiodiniaceae. The record is from the annotation of a GenBank genome assembly.
AUGUUGCACACACUGUUUGUCCUUGCAGUUGUUCGCUCAGCUUGUGCAGACGAGCAAGAGCUGAGCAGCUGCUUGCAGAAGAGGCCAUCCACCCGCCUGCGACUGGACACGGUGAAGCCUUCGCUGGCAGAGCCUUCCACAACUGCGUUCGCAGGGCCUGGGUCGCAGCCUGGCGCUGGCCCAUGGUCCACACCGGGCGUGCGCUUCCAGCAAUGUGGCCGCACCAAGAAGAGGCCCACACAGCUGCCGACUUUGCUCCAAGGUGCUGCUCUCGACAAAGGCCACGAGAAUUCUUUGCCUGACCGGGUGAAGUGCCCGACGGGCCAGAUGCUGAUUGGCAACUUUUGGGGCAAUGCAUAUAACUUCACUUGCUGCGAUGCCGGCCCACAGUGUGGAGGUUGCCGCAAGGCUUUGAAUGGCACCUGCCAGGAAUGUGCUGCCGGCUAUGUCCAUCAGCAGAUCCCGCUAUUGAACAUAACGAAGUGCUUCUUGUGUGACGAUGUGCCUGGAUGGCAAGACUCCAACGGCCUCGGCUGUCGGGACUAUGAAUCCCAAGGUUUCUGCCAUGGCUCUGUAAAGGACGGCUACGAUGAGCCCUUUCACGGCGUGAGGCCCAGUGAGGCCUGCUGCGUGUGUGGUGGGGGCAGCGUGCAGCAUACCCCCACUUCGAUGCCCUUCGCAAGAAGGGCACUGGUGUAUGGGGAUGCCGUCGAUGAGUUCCCAGAGCCCCAAGCGUUGGGAACCCAGGUCAGCAGUUGCAACCUUGCGCAGUGGGGCCUUCAACUCACGGGGCCGGGAAGGAUUCAGGGCAACGUAUCAUCUCCUAGCCAAAGUAGCACGGAGAUCAAGUGCUCCCUGGUGCUGAUGCAAGAUCCCAUGCGUGGAAUCUCCGCGACAGUUAAGCUGAAGAUUCCUGUGGCCUCGUUCUCUUAUGGACAGCAGGUGCUGGUCUUCAAGUACUGGGGUUUGGAUCCGGAGCCAGCAUCGAAGCCCUUCCCUCUCCACCAACAGACGCUACCACAGGGCCAGUUCUUGGAGAAUUUCCAGCUGCGCUGCAACUGCCCGUGGCUUCGGAUGCUGCCGAACAGCACGCUCGUGGCCGGGCCGCUGUCGACACCUCCGGAGGUGCAGGGGCCUUCGCUGUAUGGCUCUGGCCCCUCCUGCCAGUGCCAGGUUUCGGCAGAGCAAGUCCGCUACAAAGGCCGUCGCAGGAAGCGGGAGGUGGAUGGCGAGCAAUCCACCAGCUUCACCGUCGCCCAG